AUGGUCGAGGACCCAGGAGAGGAUAACCACAGAGAUGAAGAUCUGGACCCUCUGCAUGGAGAAUAUGACGAAGAGGAGUACGAGGAAGCUGAAAGAGAAAGACAGGCUGAAUACUAUAGACUCCAGGAACAGCAACCCCAACAUGCUCUUCUCUCGGCCAGCAUAUUUGGCCAAUGGUCAGUACCUCAGACAAGCCGCCUUCCACCAUCACCAAUUGCUCAAUCUCCGCUGACAUUUGAGCAAAUGUUUGGUCAUACUCCACCAUCCCAUUUCUACAACCAACCCGUACCUUCUCCACAACAAUACGUGCCUUUGCCAGAACCAGAAAAUCAACCAGCACCCUUGCCAGCACCAGCCAAGCCACCACCUGCACCUGCCAAGCCAGCAGCCAAUCAACCAGCACCCUUGCCAGCACCAGCCAAGCCACAUGCCAAGCCACCACCUGCACCUGCCAAGCCAUGUCGACCUCUUGAUUGGUCACCUCCAUCAAACCACCAUCUGGACACGUAG
Messenger RNA from Acytostelium subglobosum LB1, 510 nucleotides. RefSeq lists its product as hypothetical. The coding region runs from base 1 to 510 and encodes 169 amino acids. NCBI's taxonomy places the organism in Eukaryota, Evosea, Eumycetozoa, Acytosteliales, Acytosteliaceae. The record is from RefSeq and is a predicted model, not a curated record. The transcript is spliced from 2 exons.